Messenger RNA from Thunnus maccoyii (southern bluefin tuna), 1288 nucleotides. Its product is annotated as polymeric immunoglobulin receptor-like. Gene Ontology annotation, cellular component: plasma membrane. Gene Ontology annotation, molecular function: transmembrane signaling receptor activity. Bases 22 to 1092 code for a protein of 356 amino acids. The record is from RefSeq and is a predicted model, not a curated record. The transcript is spliced from 9 exons. NCBI's taxonomy places the organism in Eukaryota, Metazoa, Chordata, Actinopteri, Scombriformes, Scombridae.
GGAUGUCAUCUCUGCAUCAGAAUGAAGUUCAGAAUGAAUAACUUUCAUCUUCUGCUGCUCUGCUUCUUCUCAGGAGGACUCUGCAGCAUCUCCGUCUUCACUAAAACUGAAGGAGACGAUUUGUCUUUUGGAUGCUUCUUUAAUUCCUCUCAAAGCCCCAAGUUCUUCGUCAAGGAGCAUGCGAAGGAAAAGAUUAUCCUCGAGACCAGAGGCGUCAGAGCCCAGAAGGGCAAAUACAGCAUUAAUUAUGACACAGAAUUCAAUGUAUUUUAUGUGAAAAUCACACAGCUGGAUCAGUCCGACUCUGGACGGUACAGAUGUGGUUUAGGCAACGCUUCCUGUCCACAGUCAGAGCGAGAGUUUGAAGUCAGAGUUACAGACGCAAUGUGUGAUGGAAACACAACUCUCAGAGAUCCAGUGAUCAGUGUUUGUACUGGAACCGAAGGUGGAAGUAUCACAGUCAGAUGCUCUUCUCCUUCAGCUGGACUCUUCAACUUGUUCUUCUGUAGGGACGCGUGUAAAAAGCAGGACGUUCUUAUAGAAAGCAGUAAGUUCAGUGCUCAGAGAGACAGAUACAGGAUCGACUACGAGAAGAACGGAGUGUUUGAUGUGACCAUUGCGGACCUGUCCAAGUCUGACUCAGGACUGUACAGCUGUGGCGUCAACGUGACUUCUGCACCGAAUCCCUGCCAGACGGUUAAGAUCAGCGUCAUAGACGCCGACCAAUCAAUGACACACACUUCCCUCUCCGGUCCAGGAAGCUGUGCACCUGCCUCAGCCAUCCCUUCCAUCGCCAUCCUACCCACAGGUGCAGGUCGAGACUGGCCAGACUGGCCAGACUAUGGGGAUACGUGGAGGCGGCGGGGGGAAACGAAAGGAGGUCGAGGCUUUUCAAAGCGAGUCUCUGAGAAUUUGGAGCAGCAGCAGAGCGAGAAAACAGGUUACCUCCUUCCUCUGGUUCUAUGUCUGGCCGGGCUUGUUGUGCUGGUGGCUGUUUUACUGCUCCUCUACAGAAAGAUCAAAAGGAACUCCUCUGGAUUAAACAUCGCAGAGUCGUCCUACACUGAGAACAUUGAGUGUUCCACAUAUUGAGCUUUGCUCCGGCCUCCAGACCAGCGGACCAACAGGCAUCGAGUCUAUUCUGUAUCAUUUCUAUAUCAUCUUUUGCCAUUUGAUGCACACUUUAUAUGGAAAUGAUGAGUCAGACAGCGACAGAGAUUAACUAUUGAUCCUUUCUGAAUCCUUCUUUGUCUGCUUGCAUUGACUAAUAAAACAGAUUCUUACUGAG